Messenger RNA from Brassica oleracea var. oleracea, 1101 nucleotides. RefSeq lists its product as uncharacterized. The record is from RefSeq and is a predicted model, not a curated record. NCBI's taxonomy places the organism in Eukaryota, Viridiplantae, Streptophyta, Magnoliopsida, Brassicales, Brassicaceae. Bases 1 to 1101 code for a protein of 366 amino acids. The transcript is spliced from 2 exons.
AUGGUGGACAAAGCAUGGGUACAUCUGAGCAGAGUUGAUCCUGCUUAUGAGAGAGGGGAUUCUAAGUUUGUAUGGGAAGUGGCUGCAGCUUUGGGAGGAAUUGAUAUGAUUGUGUGUCCUUGCAUUGACUGCCGUAAUAUAGAUUGUCACUGCGGAAGUGUGGUAGUUGAUCACCUUGUUACUAGGGGAAUGGAUGAGACUUAUGAGAAGCGGUCUGAUUGGUACCUACAUGGAGAAUUGAGCUCAGGGGUUGCAGAUGAAAGCAGGGAAAGUCAAUGGAAUGAUGAGAUCAUUGGGUUAUACAGAGCUGAUGAGUGUUUUGAUGAAGCUUUAGUUGGUACAGUGGAUUUCUCUGAGAUGGCAGAGGGAGAGGACAAAAAAGAAGAUGAAGUUUUGGCAAAGCUAGCUGAUGCUGAAACACCUUUGUAUCUGACCUGUGCAAACUAUAGCAAGUUAUCUGCAAUAGUGUCAUUAUUUAGAUUGAAGACUCAUAAUGGAUGGUCUGACAAGAGUUUCAAUGAUCUUCUAGAGAUGUUGCCGGAGAUGUUACCAGAGGAGAAUGUGCUACACACUUCACUGUAUGAGAUUAAGAAAUUUUUGAAAUCAUUUAAUAUGGGUUACGAGAAAAUUCAUGCAUGUGUGAAUGACUGCUACCUAUUCAGAAAGAAGUUGAAGAAGCUUGAGUACUGUCCAAAAUGCAAGGCAUCGAGAUGGAAGACUAAUAUCCAUACUGGUGAGAUCCCACAAAAAGUAUUACACUACUUUCCAAUAAUCCCAAGAUUGAAUAGAAUUUAUCGGUCUGAGGAAAUGGCCAACGAUUUAAGGUGGCACUUUAGCAACAAAAGCACUGAUGGAAAACUUCGUCACCAUGCUGAUUCAGUCACAUGGGAUCAGAUGAAUGCGAAAUACCCUACCUUGGCCGCUGAAGAAAGGAACAUGAGGCAUGGACUUUCAAUUAAUCCAUUCAAUAUGAAGAAUACUAUGUACAGUUGCUGGCCGGUAUUGUUAGUCAACUACAACUUGCCACCUGAUUUAUGUAUGAAGAAUGAGAACAUCAUGCUUUCAUUGUUGAUUCCUGGUCCACUUAGAGCCUCUCAUUGA